Messenger RNA from Trichoderma gamsii, 264 nucleotides. Its product is annotated as hydrophobin. Bases 1 to 264 code for a protein of 87 amino acids. The record is from RefSeq and is a predicted model, not a curated record. Lineage: Eukaryota; Fungi; Ascomycota; Sordariomycetes; Hypocreales; Hypocreaceae. Gene Ontology annotation, cellular component: extracellular region. The transcript has 3 exons.
AUGCAGUUCUCCAUCGUUGCCCUCUUCGCUACCGGCGCUCUCGCCUCUGUCUGCCCCACUGGCGUUUACUCCAACCCUCAGUGUUGUGGUGUCAACAUCCUUGGCGUCGCCGCUCUCGACUGCCAUACUCCGAGAGCCAACGUUUUGACUGGUGCCAGUUUCCAAGCCGUCUGCGCUGCUGAAGGCGGCAGGCAGGCUGUUUGCUGCGCUGUCCCCGUUGCCGGCCAAAACCUUCUUUGCGAGAAGCCCGUUGGAACCGUCUAA